Molecule: messenger RNA, 17909 nt
Organism: Myxocyprinus asiaticus (Chinese sucker)
Lineage: Eukaryota; Metazoa; Chordata; Actinopteri; Cypriniformes; Catostomidae
Product: titin-like
Exons: 41
Coding region: 131-16768 (5545 amino acids)
Source: RefSeq, a predicted model, not a curated record
AGGCUCAACUGUUCUCACACUGUGUUUUCUGAAAUCAUAUCUGAAUAAGGACUUUGUUUCAGAAGACAAACUCCUUGGGCUUCGUCCCUCCAGUUCAAGGCACUCUUGUGGAUACAAGGUGCCUUCCACCAUGUCAACACAGGCACCAACAUUUACACAGCCACUUCAGAGUGUUGUGGCACUUGAGGGUAGUGCUGCAACGUUCGAAGCUCAAGUUAGUGGUAAUCCAGUUCCAGAGGUGAGUUGGUUUCGUGAUGGCCAGGUUCUUACUGCUGCAGCCCUGCCCGGCACUCAGAUCUCGUUCAGCGAUGGCUGCGCUGUUCUGAUGAUCCCUGCCGUGACAGCCGCACACAGUGGAAGAUUUUCAGUGAGAGCCACCAAUGGCGCUGGACAAGCCACUAGCACCGCUGAACUGCUGGUUACAGCUGAAACUGCGCCACCAAACUUCAUUCAGAGACUACAAAGUAUAACCGUAAGACAAGGAAGCCAAGUGAGACUUGAUGUUCGAGUUACAGGAAUCCCUACACCUGUGGUGAAGUUCUACAGAGAGGGAGCUGAGAUUCAGAGCUCUGCUGACUUUCAGAUUGUUCAAGAAGGAGACCUUUACAGUUUGUUGAUUGCAGAGGCCUUCCCAGAAGAUUCUGGAACUUAUUCUGUCAGUGCUUCAAACAGCAGUGGGCGUGCAACUUCAACUGCUGAGCUGCUUGUUCAGGGUGAAGAAGCAGUACCUGCAAAGAAGUCAAAAACAAUAAUUUCAGCAUCACAGAUUUCACAGACCCGACAGACUAGAGUGGAGAAAAAAAUGGAGGCUCAUUAUGAAACCUCUGCCACAACCAUGAAGCACAUGCAAGUAGAGGGAGGUGUCGUGACCCAGCAGCUAGCACAUAAGACACCACCUCGUGUGCCCCCUAAACCAACCUCCAAAUCCCCCCCUUCACAACUGACUAAAGUGGCAGGCGCUCGCCAACAGUCUCCCUCUCCUGUGAGGCAUGUUAAGGGUCCUACACCCACUCCUGUCAGAGCUGUGCCUCCCUCUAUGAGACUGUCUGUUUCCCCAAUCAGACCUGUCAAGUCCCCUGUGAUGACCCGCAAACAGGUCGCACAAACCUCUGAGGUCCUGCCUCCAUGGAAACUGGAGGGCUCUGUUUCAGAGGCCAGCUACACCAGCAUGACUGCAGGAGCAACACAAGUCCAGACCACCAAUGUCCAAAUGGAUCAACUCUCUAUUCAGCAACAAGUUGGCGCUGUCAAAGAGGGUGAUGGAAAAAAGGCAGAGGCCGUGGCCACUGUGCUGGCAGCUGUCGAUCAUGCACGUAUACGAAAGCCCACACAUACUGAAGUGGCUCAGAUGGAGGAAGAGGCUGAUAUAAGACAGCAGGACAUGCUAGCCACUAAGCAACAGGUCACAAGUAAAAAGGAGGUGUUGCUAAUUCCCCCUGAAAUCCCAACUGCCACUACUAAGCAAAGUGUACAUGUUACCCAGGUUAGAAGGAUAACAAGUACAGAGGUUAGCUCCAAUGUGGAGACUGGCUUUGCACCAUCCCCAGUUCCACAUUUCACAGUAUCAAAAGUUACUGUACCAAAAGCAGAUCAAAGCUAUGAGGUUUCAAUCGCAGGUUCUGCUAUUGCCACACUACAAAAAGAGUUAUCCUCAGCAACUGCUGCUCAAAAGAUCAUCAAGCCCAUCAAGCCUCCAACAUAUAAGAUUGUGGAGACUCGUGUUGCCCCAGAGCUGACCCCUCCUCUGUUUAGAGACACUGCAGAGAGAUAUCAGACGCAUUUUGACACAGAGUUACACAGACAGAUAGGAGUUUCAUUUACUGGCCAAGAGUGGGACACACAGGUUGUUGAGACUGCAGCAAUCCCCUCAGCUAUCAAAGAGCCUGUUAGGCCACCUACCUUGAUAGCAGGUUUGAAAAACGUGACUGUCACUGAGGGAGAGUCUGUGACUCUGGAGUGCCAAAUUUCAGGCCACCCCUCCCCAGCCAUUAUGUGGUUUAGAGAGGAUUAUAGAAUCGAAAACUCCAUUGAUUUCCAGAUUACUUAUGAAAAUAGCUAUGCCCGCUUGGUGAUCCGCGAAGCCUUUAUUGAAGAUAGUGGUCGAUUUUCAUGCACUGCUACCAGCGAGGCUGGAACUAUAAGCAGCUCCUGCUACCUGCUUGUCAAAGUGUCUGAGGAGAUUGAAAGCAGAGAGGAGAUUACUGUUCAGAAGAAACAGACUGUCAUUGAAGCCAAAGAGGACACCAUGUCUCAAGUUUCCGUAGACACUGGAACCCCUGCAGCUCCAUUUUUUGUGAAGAAGCCAGUGGUUCAGAAACUAGUCGAGGGUGGCAGUGUUGUCUUUGAGUGCCAGAUCGGAGGCAGCCCUAAACCCCAUAUUUACUGGAAGAAGAGUGGAGUUCCACUCACUACUGGAUACAGAUAUAUUGUUAGCUAUAACAAGGACACAGGGCAAUGCAAGUUGGAGAUUUCUAUGACAUUUGCUGAUGAUGCUGGAGACUACACCAUCUUCGCUAAGAACCAACAUGGAGAGGCCUCUGCUUCCACAAGCCUUCUUGAGGAAGAGGAAUUUGAAUCCUAUAUGAAGAAACAGGAUGUGACAUACAUAACGGAAGUGACGACAGUGGUACAGGAAUCCAAAGUGGCAGAUGUUCCCCCUGUUGUUUUAAGUGAAUAUGAAAAAGUGCUUAUGCAGAGGAGGAUGGCUCAACAAACACGAAUGAUGCAGUCCUUCAUCUCAGAGACGGAGUUUCACAUUUCUGCAGUCGAGCAAAGAAUAAUCCAAGAGAUUGAAAACGGCAUCCUUAAAAUAACAUACCAAGAGAUGGUGAUUGAAGAUGGUGAAGAGAUGGUCAUGAAUACUGCCGAGCAUGAGGCUGUCGGAUCCUCAUUUAGCACUCCAGUCAAAAGCUACAGAAUUUUGGAAGGAAUGGGUGUCACUUUCCAUUGCAAGAUGGAAGGAAAACCAUUACCAAAGAUUGCCUGGUAUAAAGAUGGCAAGCGCAUUAGGCAUGGAGGGCGCUAUCAGAUGGAGCUUCUACAGGAUGGUAGAGCCAGUCUGCGCCUUCCUGUGGUGCUGCCAGAAGAUGAGGGCAUCUAUACUGCAUUUGCCAGCAAUAUGAAGAGUAACGCUGUCAGUUCCGGAAAGCUCUAUGUGGAGUCCACUGCAGCUGCUCAGCCUUACUACCCUCAGGCCGAAGCAGUAAGGAGAGUACAGUCUUCAUCUCCAAUGUCUGCACCCUCAACUAGCUACUCCCCUGGUCGUUCUCCUGCACGGUCUGUUAGCCGUUCUCCUGCUCGUAGACUUGAUGACACAGAUGAGACCCAACUGGAGUGGCUGUAUAAGCCUGUGUUUGUACAGAAGCCAUCAUCCUUCAGGUGUUCUGAGGGACAGACUGCAAGGUUUGAUCUGAAAGUAGUUGGAAGACCCAUGCCUGACACCUACUGGUUCCACAAUGGGCAACAAGUGGUCAAUGACUACACCCACAAGAUUGUGGUAAAGGAGGAUGGAACUGAGUCAAUGAUUGUAGUUCCUGCAAUGCCUCAGGAUUCUGGAGAGUGGAUUGUAGUUGCUCAGAACAGAGCAGGAAAGACAACUGUUUCUGUGACUCUCACUGUUGAAGCAAAGGAAAAUUUGGUCCGACCUCAGUUCAUAGAAAAGCUAAAGAACAUCAGUGUUAAGCAGGGAAGUUUAGUUGAGUUGGCAGUGAAAGCCAUUGGAAACCCCCUUCCUGACAUUGUCUGGCUUAAAAACAGUGAUAUCAUCUCUCCUCAAAAAUACCCUCACAUCAAAAUUGAGGGUACCAAAGGAGAAGCACAUUUCAAGAUUCCACAGACCUCUGGCUCAGACAGUGCAUGGUACACAGCCACAGCUAUAAACAAAGCUGGCAGAGAUACCUCCCGCUGCAGAGUCAGUGUUGAGGCAGAGUUCACCGAACCCGAACCAGAAAGAAGACUCAUCAUUCCCAAAGGGACAUAUAAGGCUAAGGAAAUUGCUCCACCAGAGAUUGAACCGCUGCAUCUUCGCUAUGGCCAGGAACAAUGGGAAGAGGGUGACCUCUAUGACAAGGAAAAGCAACAGAAGCCACAUUUCAAAAAGAAGCUUACUUCCGUCCGGAUGAAGCGAUUUGGUCCUGUGCACUUUGAGUGUAGACUCACCCCUAUUGGUGACCCAACCAUGAUUGUUGAGUGGCUGCAAGAUGGCAAGCCACUUGAAGCUGCUAACAGGCUGCGCAUGAUCAAUGAGUUUGGUUAUUGCAGUCUUGUUUAUGAAGUUGCUUAUUCCAGAGAUAGUGGUGUCAUUACUUGCAGAGCCACCAACAAGUUUGGUGCUGACCAGACCUCCGCAACGUUGAUUGUGAAGGAUGAGAAGAGUCUGGUAGAGGAGAGUCAGUUGCCAGAGGGAAGGAAAAUACAAAGAAUGGAUAAAAUGGAGCGAAUUGCUCAUGAGGGUGCACCCUCUGGAGUAACCAGAAAUGACAUGACUGAGAAGUCCAAACCAGAGAUAGUCUUGCUCCCAGAACCCAUACGAGUGUUUGAGGGGCAAACAGCGAAAUAUCGCUGCAGAGUGACUGGUUACCCAACUCCCAAAGUCAACUGGUACCUCAAUGGACAGCUCAUUCGGAAGAGCAAAAGAUUCAGACUGCACUAUGAUGGCAUUCACUACCUGGAAAUCACAGACUGUAAAAUCUAUGAUUCUGGAGAUGUCAGAGUGUUGGCUGAGAACCCAGAUGGUACAGCUGAACACACUGUAAAGCUUGAAAUCCAACAGAAAGAAGACUUCAGGUCAAUUUUGCGCCGUGCUCCUGACAUGAAGGCUCCGGAGGCACCUGGCACUGAACCUGGCCGGGUAUCCUUUGAUGUUGUGAAGGUGGAUAAACCUGCAGAGGCUUCACAAGCAAAAGAGGUUGUUAGACUGAAGAAGGUGGAAAGACUUGUUCAUGAAAGAUCUACAGAAGAGACGGAAGAGCUGCGAAGCAAAUUUAAACGCAGGACUGAAGAGGGGUAUUAUGAAGCCAUAUCCUCUGUUGAGAUGAAGUCUCGUAAGAAGGACGAGGCGUAUGAAGGCAUGUUAAAGAAGAGAAAAGAAGAUCUUUUGCACUGGACCAAAGAGGUGUCUGAGUCUGAAAAGGAGAAAGAGGAGGAAGAACACAAAAUUACCAUUCCUACAAUUAGACCUGAGAAAAUAGCCCUCUCUCCUAGCAUGGAGGCUCCAAAGAUCUUGGAAAGAAUUCAGAGCCAGACAGUUUCUCAGUCUGAUGAAGUUCGCUUCCGUUGUAGAUUUGUUGGUAAACCAAAUCCAGAGUGCCAGUGGUUCAAAAAUGGAAUUUUACUUGAGAAGUCAGAUCGUGUUUAUUGGUACUGGCUUGAGGACCAUGUUUGUGAAUUGGUGAUCAGAGAUGUCUCGGCUGAGGACUCUGCUAGUAUUAUGGUCAAAGCUAUUAACAUAGCUGGUGAGGCCUCAAGUCAUGCCUUCUUGAUGGUGCAAGCCAAGCAAGUCAUAUCUUUUACCCAAACUCUAGAGGAUGCCUAUGCAAAAGAGAAAGACACAAUGGUGACCUUUGAGUGUGAGACAAAUGAGCCAUUUGUCAAGGUCAAAUGGUUGAAGAACAAUGCAGAAAUUUUCUCUGGAGACAAAUACAGAAUGCACUCUGACAGAAAGGUGCACUUCCUGUCUGUGUUGAUAAUCAAUAUGCAAGAUAUUGCAGAGUACACUUGUGUUGUAGCUGAUGAUGACCACAUAAGAACUACUGCCAAACUUCAUGUUGAAGGUGCACCAUUGGAAAUUGUGAAAAAUCUGGAAAGCGUUGAAGUGCCCGAGACAUACUCUGGAGAGUUUGAGUGUGAACUGUCCCGUGAGGAUGCUGAAGGCACCUGGUUCUUUGAGAACAAAGAAAUUGCCCCAAGCCUAAAAUAUGUUGUGUCAUCUCGCCGUGGCCGACACACCCUAUCUGUAAAAGAUGUCAGGAAGGAAGACCAGGGCAAAUAUACUUUCAAAGUGGGUGAUCUGAAAACAAGUGCCACGCUGAAAAUGAAAUUGCGCCCUGUAACUCUGAUGCAGGGACUCUCUGAUCUGACUGUCUGUGAGGGUGAUAUAGCCCAAUUGGAGGUGCGAUUCUCUCAGGAAAACGUGGAGGGAACAUGGAUGAAAAAUGGUCUGCCUAUCUCUGCCACUGACAGAGUUCACAUUGUCAUUGACAGACUUGUCCACAAACUUCUGGUGGAAAAUGUCAGCAGAGAUGAUGCAGGAAUGUACUCAUAUGUUGUUUCGGUUCAAGGCAUUUCUACAACUGGAAAACUGACUAUUCAAACAAUUGAAGUUGUAACCCCUCUAAAGGAUGUUCAUUCCAUUGAGGGUACAAAGGCAGUGCUAGAAGCUAAAAUCUCUGCCCCUGAUGUUGCUUCUGUGAAAUGGUACCAAAAUAAAAAGCUCCUUGUACCUAGUGAAAGAAUCCAGAUGGUUGCCAAAGGGUCCAAACAGAGACUGGUCUUGAACAGGACCUUUGCUUCCGACGAAGGACAGUAUAAGAUGGUCGUUGGCAGAGUGGAAUCAACUUGUAAACUGUCUGUUGAGAAGGUCAGCAUCAUCAAGCACAUGGAGGACUGUGUGUGCACUGAAACUCAGAAUGUCACCUUUGAAGUAGAACUAUCCCACAGUGGAAUAGAUGCUUACUGGACCUUCAAGAACCAGCCUCUCAAGGCUGGAGCCAAAUACAAAAUUGAAUCCAAAGGGAAGUGCUAUAGCCUCACCAUCAUCCAUGCCAUGAAGGAUGAAGAGGGACAGUAUGCAUUUGCAGUGGGUGAAAAGACAUCCAGUGCAAAACUUACUGUGUCAGGUGGUGCUAUAAUCAGGCCACUUUGUGAUGUGACUGUGGCAGAAUCCCAAACUGCUAUGCUAGAAUGUGAGGUUGCCAACCCCAACUCUGAGGGAAAGUGGCUUAAAGGUGGCCACCCUGUUGACUUUAGUGACAAUGUCAGGAGCGAAGAUAUAGGUGCAGUCCGCCGACUUGUCUUUGUUAUUACAAGACCACAAGAUAUCGGAGAGUACACCUAUCAAGUGGCAAAUUCCAAGACAUCUGCCAACCUAAGGGUCGAAACUGUGAAAAUCAAGAAGACAUUGAAGAACCAAACAGUCACUGAAACACAAGAGGCAGCAUUUAGUCUUGAACUCACACAUUUAGAUGUGAAAGGAUCCCAGUGGAUCAUGAAUGGAAUAGAAAUUGUCCCCAGUGAUAAAUAUGAGAUAACUGUUGAAGGUAUGGUUCACACCCUGAAGAUCAAGAAUUGCAACUCUCAAGAUGAAUCAAUCUAUGGAUUCAAACUUGGAAAACUCUCUGCUAAUGCCAGACUGAAUGUUGAAACUGUAAAGAUUGUGAAAAAGCCAAAAGAUGUGACCUCCCUGCUGAAUGGAACUGCUUCAUUUGAGCUGAGUUUGUCCCACGAUGACAUACCGGUUAAAUGGUUGUUAAAAAACCAAGAGCUAAAACCUAGUGCCGAUAUUCAAAUAAUGUCAGAAAGGAAAGCACACAAGUUGGUCAUUCAGAAUGUUGUGGAAAGCAGUGCUGGAGAGUACACAGCUGUAGUUGGACAUUUGCAAUGUACUGCUUAUUUACAUGUUGAAUCUUUGAGAGUCACAAAGCCCCUGAGGAACACUGAGGUUCCAGAGACCCAUGUGGCCACAUUUGAGUGUGAGGUUUCACAUUUCAAUGUUCCAUCCACCUGGCUGAAAAACGGAGUUGAGAUUGAGAUGAGCGAAAAGUUCAGGAUUAUGGUGCAGGGCAAACUGCAUCAGCUGAAGAUCAUGAACACAAGCAGAGACGACUCUGCCGAAUACACCUUUGUGUGUGGAACUGACAGAGUCUCUGCCACACUGACAGUUAGCCCUGUUCUCAUCACAUCUAUGCUGAAAGACCUGAAUGCACAAGAGAAGGACACCAUCACAUUUGAGGUGACUGUCAACUAUGAAGGCAUCACCUACAAAUGGCUGAAGAAUGGAGUAGAAAUCCGAUCAAGUGAUAGAUGCCAAACUCGCACCAAGCAGUUCACUCACUCUCUCACAAUCCGUAACAUUCACUUUGGAGAUGUUGGAGAGUACAAAUUUGUGGCCGGAUCUGCUAAAACAUCAGCAAAACUGUUUGUUGAAGCUCGUGUCAUUGAAUUCACCAAGCACAUCAAAGACAUAAAAGUUACUGAGAAGAAGAAGGCCGUUUUUGAAUGUGAACUCUCUGAGCCUUAUGUCAUGGUAACAUGGAUGAAAGAUGGUCAGGAACUUGAAAUUUCUGAAAGGUUCAAAGUCUCCACAGAAAGACACGUGCAAUGUCUGAUGAUCCAAAUGGUGCGCAUGUCUGAUGCCGGUGAAUACUCUGUGGUUGCUGGCUCUAGCGUAUCUAAGGCCUACCUCACAGUUGAGGGCAAGGAUGUGCGUAUCAGCGAACCUGCAGAGAAAGAAAUCACUGUGCUUGAGAGACAACGAGCUACAAUUGAAUUUGAAGUCAGCGAAGAUGACAUUGAGGGUCGCUGGCUGAGAAAUGGAGUUGAGAUCCAGUUCUCUGUAGAUCAGCAUUUCAGCUAUGUGACUAUUAGAAAAACCCAUCGCCUGACAAUCACAGAAACCUACAGAAGUGAUGCAGGACAAUACACAUUCAUUGCUGGAAAGAACAGGAGUGUGGUGACCCUACAUGUCAACAUCCCUGAGCCACCUCAGAUCGUCAGGCACAUGCAGCCUCUGUCUGUUGAAGCUGGCAAACCUGCACACUUCUCUGUUGAGGUGACAGGAACUCCUCAGCCCCUGGUGUCCUGGUAUAAGAACUCUCAGGCCCUGUCUUCUGGCUUCAAGUGUAAAUUCCUCAGGGAAGGAAAUGAGCACACCUUGCUGCUCUUAGAGGUCUUCCCAGAGGAUGCAGCUCAGUACAACUGUGAAGCAAAGAAUGACUAUGGAGUAGCCACAAGCUCUGCUGCACUUACUGUGGAAGUUCCAGAAGUUGUUUCCCCUGAUACUGGAGCACCACUAUCACCACCUGUGGUCAUAUCACCCUUACGUAACACUUCUGCCAAUGAAGGAGAAUUUGCCAGAUUCCAGUGCCGAGUCUCAGGGGAAGAUAUGGCGAUUAAGUGGUAUUUCAAAGACAAGGAGAUCAAGCAGUCUGAAAUAUACAGAGUUUCUCAGUUUGAUGAGAACUGUCAGCUGGAGAUUGUCAGAGUUUAUCCUGAGGAUGAGGGCGAGUACACAUGUGUUGCUCGGAACUCUUCUGGAAUGGUCUCUUGCUCUGCUGUUUUGAAACUGGAUGGACAAACGCAAAUUGCGGGCUAUACAUCCAAGUCUCAGUCGCAAGCCACAUCCAGUCUCUUCACAAGCGUUAAGUCUGUACAGAAGGAACCCAUUGGCCAAAGACCCACUUUUAUUCAACCUAUUGCGAGCUGUGUGGUGACUCAUGGGGAAGUGGCCAGAUUCCAUGCUUGUGUGUCUGGCAUGCCAAAACCAGAGAUUAGUUGGUUCCAUGACCGGCAGCCUAUAAAGCCUACCAAAAAUAUUGUCUUUCAUUUCGAUGAGAUGACAAACACUACUACGCUAAUCAUAGUUGAUACUUUCUCUGAGCAUGCUGGGCAGUACACUUGCAAAGCAGUCAAUAUCGCUGGAGAGGAAGCUUGCUCAGCCAGCCUUGCUGUAACCGAAGAAGUCACAAAUGUACGAGAGGAGAUUGAAGCAAAAAUCGAGGAAGAAGUCAAAGAGUUGUUUUAUAAUGAAGGAACUGAAUACAUUGAAAAAGGAGGACAGCAAUAUGGUGCAUUGUCAGACCCGGAAGAAAGUGUAGAUCAUGGUCUUGUAGCCCCAUCUGAAAACAUUAAACCAUCCUUCACCAAAAAGUUGAAAUUUCAAUCUGUUUUGGAGGGUGAGACUGCAGCUUUUAGGUGCAAGCUAGUUGCAAUGCCUGCUCCAACAAUAUUAUGGUUUCAUAAUAACAGACAAAUACAGAAGGAGCACCAUCGUAAAAUACAUAUAGUAAGUAAAAUGCACAUGUACUCAACAAGUUUAACAAUUGAGGGGAUUAAGGAAAAAGACUCAGGCAGCUACAAAGUCAUGGCAAUUAAUACUGAAGGAUCUGCUGAAUCCACAGCAUCACUUCUUGUAUCACUGAGGGAAGAACAAGAUGUAAAUUAUUUAAGUUAUGCCAGACAUUCAAACAAAGCCCACUCAAGCUCAGAUUCAUUAGCCGAUUCAGCCAAGGAGAGAAAAUUUCGAGUAGACCUAAGAUGUGUUGGCUCUCCAUUUGAUAAAAUAAGUAAAGGUCAAAUAAAGGGCCGUUAUAGAUCAAAAAACUCUCUGUUCCGCACCAUGUAUUUUAGAACUGCAUCCCCAUCGAGAACUUCAGAAAAGGAGAGCAAGUUUGAAACGGCAUCAGAACGUGCACGUUCACCACCUCCAAUGUAUGAGAGGUACGAGAGUUUCAAUGAUCGUUACAGUGAUAUAUACUGUGACAGAUUCACAGGACGUGACCGAUACAGUGACCGGUUUAGUGAUAAAUUCAGUGACAGGUGUAGUGACAGGUACAGUGAUAGAUUUAGUGACACAGACAGCCUUCAUGGAGAGGUUAAAGCUAAACUGAGUCUCUUACAAAAGGCUGUCAAGAAGAAAAAGAGACUCUCUAUAUCUACAAUGUCUUCAUCUGAGUUUGAGGUGGAAUCGGUUACAAGUGAGCCUUGUUCCACAGAUUAUGUUGAGAGACUCAGAGUAAAGCCCUCCACUUUGCCUGAACUUCAGCAUGUUGUUCGCACUGGUGAGCAAGGUGAAAGUGCCAGCGGUUCAGCAGAAUUUCAGAGUAGACUGGAAAGAAUCACUGGACUUAGCUCUCAAUCAACUGAGCGAAGAGUCAGACACUCCUUUGAACCUCAGUCAAGAUCUAGGGCUCUGCAAAUGAUAAAGGGUGAACUUCCUCUAGAGAAAGGUUUAAGAAAAGGCACUGAAGUUGAUUUAUCUGACACACUGAGGGAUCAAAGGAUCGUAUCCAAAGAGGAGUCAGAAAAGGAGAUAGAAUAUCAUACUUUAGUGCACAAAGUUGAUGAUAGUCUUGGCCAGUGGGAUGAGGAGGCACAGGUCAAGGCAAAGGAACCAUUUGUGUUGCAAUGGUUAGAGGCAGGAGAAGCUUCCAAACAAAUGAGCAAUACAAAACAGAUAAGAAGCCCAUCUCAUGAGGAACCAAGAGAUAAAAAGUUGUCAAGAGCAAAAACAGUGAAGUCAAUGAAAGAAAAAAUGAUUGGUGAUGAUGGUCUGCAACAUGUAAGUAAAAAGGUUCCUGUACAGGAGUUAGAACAGAGAGCUGUGUCUGUGGAGAACAUCCUUGAGAAAAACCAGGAGAGUGAGUGCUUAGAGAGUGACAAUCAGUUCUUAGCUCAGCACAUUCAAAAAUUGCAACAGGAUGUGGAGUGGAAUGAAGAGGCACAAAUUAAAGCAAAGGAACCAUAUGUAUUGCAAUGGUUAGAAGCAGGAGAAGCUUCCAAACAAGAAAGCAAUACAAAGGAGAUCAUCCCAUCACAUAAGGAGCCUCAAGACAAAGAGUCUUUAAGAGCAAAGGCAGUGAAGCCAAUGAAAGAAAUAUUUCUUUGUGAUGAUGGCCUGCAACAUGAAAGUAAGAAUGUUCUUGUACAUAAAUUAGAACAGAGAGCUAUGUCUGUGGAGAACAUUCUUGAGAAAAACCUGGAAAGUGAGUGCUUGGAGACUGACGAUCAGUUCUUAGCUCAGCGCAUUCGAAAAUGGCAACAGGAUAUGCAAAUUAGUCAGGCAGAGACAGUUGUGCCUCAGUGGUUAGAGCAAAAAGACUCUUAUACUCAUGAAUCUGUUGGUAAAGCUCACAAAGAAGCAGCUACUAUAAAAGCUCAAAGGGAUUCCUCAUUUUCAAAAAUUCCAAGAUCCCCACCAAAAUGUUCACGAGAAUGCUCAGCAGAGAGUGAGUUGCAUUUAUCGAGAGAAAGAAUAAAUGAGCUGAAGAGUGAGAGUGAACACUUUGUGAGUGAAAAAGAGGCUUUUACCCAACGUAUAAUGAAAUGGCAACAGGAUGUACUGACUGAGCAAACACAGACUGUUGAACUGGACUCUGACUGGGGUGGUGUGAUGGAGAGUGCUUUAGAAAGAGCAGUACACAAAGAUAUUGAGUUGGAAGAGACGAGUAGGUUGUCACCACAGAGAACAGCAAAAGAUAGGUUCUUAAGUGAUAUUUCUUCUCAGUCCUAUGUAAAAGAUAUUUCUAAAACGCAUACGCAAAUUCAAAGCAUUCCUGAGGCUGAUAGUGAGAAGUUAAGGACAGAAAGUGACUAUUUUGUCAGUGAGGAGGAGGCUCUCGCAAAACGCAUUAAAAAAUGGCAGCAGGAUGUUCUAAUUGAACAAGAAGAAAGUGUAGUAUUAGAAUCUAAUUGGACCAUAGCAGAGCAUGUACAGUCUUCUGCUUUAACACCGGAGAAUACGUUGAUGUCCACUGGUUUACCAACACCAGCACUUCAGUCACGUAGAACACUUGAAGGCUAUGUGGCUGAUAAAAACACUACAGAUGUGACUGAAGGUGCUGAAAAGCAGUAUUUGGCUGGUGAAGAUGUAGCUCAGUGGCAUCAUGGUAAUGUAAAAGCUGUGACGUUGUCUAAAAAGGAACCUGAUGUAACGGAGCAUCAGAAAAUACUCUCAAUUCAAGAAAUCACCUGUAUUGCUCCCACUGAAAGGAAAAUGUCUAAGAGUGUAUUAAAACUGGGAGCGCCUGUCUUUGUGAAAACAUUAAUGUCAGAUGUUGAGGUAAAGAGAGGUGAAAUGACUGAACUAAGUUGCCAGUUCCAUGGAGAUCCCCAACCAUCUGUUGCAUGGCUUAAAGAUGGGGAGCCUAUAAUGCGAGACCCAGAUUUUGAUGUUCGUACCAAAGCAACGUCAUCAACACUGACCAUUUAUUAUCCAACCAUUGACCAUCAAGGUGUCAUCACUUGUAAUAUUGCAAACAAACAUGGAAAAGCAAGUACAUGUUGCAAUUUUAAAGUAAACAGUGAUGAUCAGACAAGAACCAGUUUUGAGCCUCCCCAAGAAGUUAAAGUAACAGAUGAGACAGCAUUAACUGAAGAAGAAAUGAUAGAGGAAGAACUUAAGUCACUAAUGACCCCUGUGCUAGACAGCAAAUACACAUUACAGGUACCUCAGGCAGUCAUCCACAUACCUUGGACUUCAGACUCUUCCAUUCACUCCUCACCAGUUGAAAUCAGAAUAACUGCUCCAACGCCUGUGUUCGAAAUUGUUGAUGAGGCUAAAGAUACAUAUGAGCCCAUUAAGAAAGUCUCAGAGUCUCCGGUUGACGAUAGCACCUCUCAAACUGUAAAGCAUAAGUUCAGAUUUUCUUUUGAUGUUGUUGGUGAGGCUCCCCAGGUUAUUAGAGAGCUGGAGAACAUAAGUGCUUUAGAGGGCCAGACCGCUAUGCUUGAAUGCAUCAUAAGUGGUGAACCAGUACCCGAAGCCACAUGGUCCCAUUAUGGCAUUUCCCUUGAUCUUAAUACCAGCAAAUAUAGACUUGAGGUACAAGACAAAAGAUACAGACUUUACAUUGAGAAUUUCACAUAUGUUGAUGCUGGAACAUAUAGAUGUAUUGCAUCUAACAAACUCGGACAGGUUGAAAGUUUUGCUGAUGUUUCUUUUGAUUCCACAACUCUGGACUCUGGAUUUUCAUCCAUUGCCAUGUCAGAAGUGAACCACCAAACAAAAUCUGCUGAAUUAUCUUCAGAAGCAACUAUAGUUAGAAAAAAGUCUUUGCCAAGUUCUUCCAUACCAUCCCGAGAAAUCACUCUUAAAAGUGAUUAUCAUUUCACUUCAGUAAGUCCUGCUGAUUUUCAGGAUUUUGGCAAAACAGAUGAACUUUAUGGCACACAGGAGGAUGCUCCCAAACUCAGGCGCGUUAAGAAACCAACAUCAGACAUGCUGGUCAUAACAGGUAGUGGUUUGCAGUCAUCUGGCGCAGAGGUUAAAGUAUCAAAACUAAAACAAGCAUUUGAAACCCCAACAACUGCCAUAGGUGAGCUUGUUGAGACAAUAACACAGCCAAGGGAUGAGUAUUAUUUUCCUGUUGAAGAUAUUCCUGAGGUUGCUCUUGAACCUGAGCAAUAUGGAAAGGAACAAACAACUUCCAUGAAAGAGUUCAAAGCAAAUCCUACUUUGGCUGCAGCUAAGACAUUCCCCUUAAGGACUCCCUCAGAUGUUAUAGAGGCAGGUCUGGAUAACACACAAUACACUUUUCAAGAAAAGCCAGAGGAGAAAAUGUCUUUUGUGGAAGCAACAUUAUUUGACUCGCACCAUUUUGUAUCCUUAGCAAAUGUUACAGGGGUCCAACAAUCACCACCUUUAGUCAGACCCCAGGCUAGAUUGCCAGAGAAAAUUAUUAGCCAAAAAGACAGUUCUGCCAGCCCUAAUACAGUCUCUGAGAGCACAGUUGAGCAAAGAAUUACAAAGGAGGAGGCAUUUGUUAGACAAAGUGAUCGUCACCUUGUUGGGAGUGAAAUUGAUAUCUCUGCUCAAGAAACUUUCAUUUCAGAAACCAAGGCACCACCAAUGAGUACCAUAAGCAUUCAAAGAUCACAAACUGAAACUGAGGACAUGCCACAUGAUGAAGUUUGUCCAGUUGAUAUAAAGAGUGUUGUAAUGAAAGCAUCAGAUAUGGAAAGACCAGUUAGUGUAAAACCCAAAGUUGAGGUCAACAGAGAAUUACAAGCUGACUCAGUUUAUAACACUUUGUCUGAGGAUUCACAGUAUCAGCAGCAACUGAAAAAAGCUGCUAAGCUAGGGGCUGCUGGUGUUUCCAAACUUGAGGAAGAAGAAGUUACUUUCAGUGCUGUUUAUGACUACUAUAACCCUCCGUCGGAUUGGGGAAGGCCUCUGUCGCCGGAAUCAGAAAUGUCCAUUGAAGUAGGUAGCACAUUCAGUGAGGAGAUGGCAGAAAUAGAACAGUUUUACACACCAGCUUCAUCCACAGAAAUUUCUCAAAUUCAGAAGUCACCAGAGUCUUUCCAUACCCCUUCAGAGACUCCAGGGGGUGUUACUACACCUCCUGAGUAUCCAUUUUCCCCUGAGGGACUUAAGAGACCCUCAACAAGCUCCAGUGAAGGUUUUUACUCCCUAGCUAAGUUCCUCAGUUCUCCAGAUGAUGAGGGUAUUGAAACGACUCCCCCUGUGUUUAAUAUUGAUGAGGGCAUGAUUCUUCCAGAGGGACGUGGUUUGCUAGGUAUAGGUACACUUCAGGAAAAAGUCCAGGGAAUCCCUCCAGCUUUCCUUAAGCCACUUACAAAAAGGCGAGUUUUUGAAGGUGAUUCCUUACGGUUUUGUGCUGAAGUUUUUGGACUACCCACGCCAGAGGUGAAAUGGUUUAGAAACAAAACUGAGCUUGAGGCAGAUGAGAGGACUAGCACAGAAAGAGAUGGUGAUAACAUUGCCCUGGAAAUUAGGAAUAUCACAAAAGCUGACCAAGGGGAAUAUAUCUGUGAGGCUCUUAAUUAUGUUGGUGAGGCAAAGAGUGUUGCUUUAGUUGUUGUAAUAUCCCAGGAAGCAAGGCAGAUACUACCCCCUCCUGCUGUUACUCAUCAACAUGUCAUUGAGUUUGAUGUUGAGGAGGACGAGGAUCCUUCAAGGUCUCCCUCUCCUCAAGAAAUCUUGUUAGAAGUUGAGUUAGAUGAGAAUGAGGUGAAGGAGUUUGAAAGACAGGUAAAGAUUGUCACCAUCCCAGAGUACACAGCUGACAACAAAAGUAUGAUCAUAUCCCUUGAUGUUCUGCCAAGUAUGUUUGAAGAAGGUGCUGUGGAUUUCAUAACUCAAGAAAGUGAUGAUUUAAAAAUAGCUUUUGAAGUUACUGAAAUGCCACCACGUUUUAUAAACCCCAUUUAUGACAUUGAAACACCCGAAAACACAAAUGUAAUGUUUGAAUGCUCCUUAAUGGGUAUUCCCUCGCCAAUAGUUUCAUGGCACAAAGGCAACAUGAAAAUUCCCAUGGAUAAGAAAAAGUACAUCCAUUCCUCAGAUGGUGACAAUCAUUUUCUAAAGAUUCUCAAAGCCAACACACAUGACAGUGGCAUAUAUACAUGUCGAGCCAUUAAUGUUGUUGGUGAAACCCUUUGUAGGGCAUCGCUUAUGGUUAUGAACCCUCAAUCAUUCUCAGGUAAGACAAGGGGAAGAGAAUUAACUGCAGUUUCUCUUGGCAGUGCAAAAAUUCAGCCUCAGAAGUUUGACUUGGUUGUUGGGAAUUCAUCAUUUGAUGGUGAACAAACAUCAGAGAUAGAGCUUGAAUUUGAGUUCCAACAGGAAGCCGAUGAGUCUCAGAAAGCAGUUAGACUUGUCGCUGUUACCGAUAAUGAGACAAGUGAGCAAGGAGAGAAAUAUGUUAGUAUAAACUUUGAUGUCUUUGCUGAACCCUCAAAAGAUGAUAAAAUAGAAUUCAAAGGUAAAUCAACAAACACUUGUAGUUUUCAUUUUCAGGUCACUGAAAUCCCCCCUAAAUGUAUAAUCCCGUUGCAAAAUGUCACUGCAGCUGUAGGUACACCUGUGAUGCUUCAAUGCUUAGUGAGUGGUAAGCCAAACCCUACAGCAGAGUGGCACAAAGAUGGUGCUCCUGUGAAAAAUGCUAGAUAUAUUAUCCAGGAAAAAGCAUCAGGGCAUUUCAAUCUGCUUAUAACAAAUGUAACUCACUGUGAUGCUGGUGAAUUCAAAUGUAUUAUCCAAAACAAAGCUGGUUAUACCGAAACAACUUCAUUGUUAAAGGUGUUUUAAUUUGACAGAAGUUUAAAAGUGUGGUUGAUGAAACAAUGUCAGACAGGUUUGUUGUUUUGUUUACUUUUGAUAGAUGUAAUGUAUUACAAUUGUAAAUUAUUGUGAAAUUUAUGUAUAGAAACAUUGCUCAACAUGCAUUCAGCUCUUUUGUUCAGUGGUAUAUUUUUUUAGUUAUUGAUCCCUAAUUUAUUGAGCCUGCCUUCAUGCUCCACUUUGAGGUUUAAGAUUAAGAUUUUACAGUUUUAUUUUUUAUUUAUUUUUUUGGUGUAUACUGGAAUUAUCUAUCACAAGUUAUACUAUUGUUUAGUUAAAUACAGAAGCAAUGUUACAUUAGGCUUGUAAUGGCUUGCCUUGAGAAACCCACUUAUACAUUUGGUAAUGAAAUAUAACCAUUACAAAUGUCUACCAACAGAUUUUCUGAGGCUUUCAAGCACUGAUUUGAAAGAUAAAAUUAUGCUUUCUUCUAAAUGCAUGCCCAGUGUAAUAGAUUUUAGAUAUGUCAAAUUAUAAAUACUAGACACAGGAUUUUCUUUUCUUUAAAUUCAACUGCAUGAGAGUUUUAUUGGACUCCUUUUGUGUUUGUUUUUUUCCUUAAUUUUAUUUGAUUGUUAACUGUGUGAUCAGAAAUAUAGUAAGGACAAAUCAAUUUUGAUUUGAUUUAGGAUUUAAAAAUUAGGAUUUUUAAUUCUUCCAGAAGAGUCUAAAUUUUCCUUACUCAAGUUUCUGCAUUAAAAGAGAUACUGUAUAAUGAUAAAAGGUCCUAUACAGUUUUAAAAAGUCAGCAUAGCUUUAUAGAUAUGAAUUUUAACAUUUUUGUUGUAUAGUUCGAUCGUAUUUUUCUAAAGAUGGCAUGUUAAAUAUUUAACAAGUUGUAAAUAAAAUAAAAAUAUUAAAACAAAAAAUAGUAGUAGUUAGGGUUACGAAAUGAAACCUAUUAUAAUAAUAAUAAUUAUAGCUUGCAUCUACAAUAUUUCCUCAUUUUUAUGCCCUACUGUUUCAUUUAAGGUAGUUCAUUUGAGUUAUACAAAGGUCAGCUAUUCAAACCAGCCAAUGUGCCAUAAUUUCAAGUGCAAAGGUGCUGUUCUACCCAUUUAUUGUAAUUCAAUGUACAUGAAAAGUAAAUAAAAUUAUGAUGAAAAUG